Molecule: messenger RNA, 1965 nt
Organism: Musa acuminata subsp. malaccensis (wild Malaysian banana)
Lineage: Eukaryota; Viridiplantae; Streptophyta; Magnoliopsida; Zingiberales; Musaceae
Product: katanin p60 ATPase-containing subunit A1
Biological process (GO): microtubule severing
Cellular component (GO): microtubule cytoskeleton
Molecular function (GO): ATP binding; microtubule binding; ATP hydrolysis activity
Source: RefSeq, a predicted model, not a curated record
GAGUACGAAUGAAAGACUCGUACUUUUCGACGCCCGUCUCUUCUCUUCUCCUUCUUUCCCCAGCCCUAAGGAAGGUAGAUCUCGACGAUGGCCGGAACCCUAGCGGGGCUCCAAGAUCACCUCAAGCUCGCGCGGGAGUACGCUCUUGAGGGCCUCUAUGACACCUCCAUCAUCUUCUUCGAUGGUGCCAUCGCCCAGAUCAACAAGCAUCUGAGCACUCUGGAUGACACUGAAAUUCGUGCAAAAUGGAUGAAUUGUAAGAAGGCUAUUUCCGAGGAGGUUGGCAUUGUCAAACAAUUGGAUGCUGAAUUAAGGGCUUUCAAGGAAAUUCCAGGGACCAGGAGGUCCUCUUCACCCCCGAUAUCUGUUAAAUCCUCCUUUGUUUUCCAACCACUGGAUGAGUACCCAGCUUCUUCAGGUGCCUCGGAUGAUCCAGAUGUUUGGAGACCACCAAGCCGAGACACUCAGAACAGAAGGCCCACAAGGACCACCCAAACUGGCAUGAGGAAGUCCUCUCAAGAUGGUACUUGGGCACGUGGUUCUUCCAGGGCAGGAACUGUUGGGCGUGGUGCUAAGGCCAGCUCGGGUAAAAGUAGUUCAACUGCCAGAUCAUCAGCUGCCAGUGGAAAGAAAGGAAAAUCCAGCUCUAGCAAGCCAGAUGCACAGAAUGGUGAUGCAGAAGAAGCAAAACCAAAAAAGGGACAGUAUGAAGGACCUGAUGCAGACUUGGCUGCAAUGCUUGAAAGGGAUGUCUUGGAGACUAGUCCUGGUGUGAGAUGGGAUGAUGUUGCAGGACUAAGCGAAGCCAAAAGACUCCUAGAGGAAGCUGUAGUUCUUCCUCUCUGGAUGCCCGAGUAUUUUCAGGGGAUUCGACGGCCUUGGAAAGGUGUCCUUAUGUUUGGUCCACCCGGUACCGGAAAGACACUUUUGGCAAAGGCUGUAGCUACAGAAUGCGGUACAACAUUCUUCAAUGUUUCUUCUGCUACACUGGCUUCAAAAUGGCGUGGAGAGAGUGAGAGGAUGGUGCGUUGCCUGUUUGAUCUUGCAAGAGCCUACGCUCCAAGUACAAUUUUUAUCGAUGAAAUUGAUUCUCUGUGCAAUUCUCGGGGGGCUUCAGGUGAGCAUGAGUCAUCUAGAAGAGUGAAGUCUGAACUCCUAGUUCAAAUUGAUGGUGUCAACAAUAGCUCUACUGGUGAAGAUGGUCAAAAGAAAAUAGUGAUGGUUUUGGCGGCUACCAAUUUCCCCUGGGACAUAGAUGAGGCACUUAGGAGGCGGCUGGAAAAGAGGAUUUAUAUACCUCUUCCUAAUUUUGAAAGUCGAAAGGAGCUUAUAAAGAUCAAUUUAAGAACUGUUGAGGUAGCUCCAGAUGUAGACAUCGAUGAAGUAGCCCGUCGAACAGAAGGUUACAGUGGAGAUGAUCUCACGAACGUUUGUCGUGAUGCUUCAUUGAAUGGUAUGAGGCGCAAAAUUGCUGGCAAGACAAGGGAUGAGAUCAAGAACAUGGCAAAAGAAGAGAUCUCAAAGGACCCCGUGGCUAUGUGUGACUUCGAAGAAGCUCUGACAAAAGUCCAGAGGAGUGUUUCUAGUGCUGAUAUAGAACGCCACGAGAAGUGGUUUUCGGAGUUUGGAUCGGCCUAGAGGAGUGUUUCUUGCUCAUUGGCACCACUAUGUUUCCUUGCAAACAAAUAUACUUCCACUCAUCAGCUGUGCAACUACAGAGAAAAAAAAAAAAAAGAAUUGUCGUUCUUUGGCUGUUCUAGUGGUUGUGUGCUUGGGGUAUAUAAAUUGUCAGCUGAUCUGUUUAACGGCUGCUACGUCUAAGCUUCCUCAAGUUGUUGUAGAAAUACCAGACUUGUGUUGGAAAUCUUUAGUUGUGUCGUGGUGGUGGUUUGAUGUUGUACUAUUCAUAACAAGUACAAUGUUGUGUUUCAAUUAUAUUAUUGUUAAAAUACUUUUUCUCAGUGA